This is a messenger RNA of Vigna unguiculata (cowpea), 2358 nucleotides long. The record is from RefSeq and is a predicted model, not a curated record. Lineage: Eukaryota; Viridiplantae; Streptophyta; Magnoliopsida; Fabales; Fabaceae.
AUGGCUACCAGGAGGAGAAGGAACACUACUGGAGCUGAUGACAUAGCUCAGGCGAUUCAUCGCAUGGUGGACGCGAUGCAGCCCAUAGCAGCGCCAUCCAGAGCUGUAGUUGCACCUACCAGGCCAAUAACUAUGGAGGAUUUUAUGAAUCAUAGGUUCGCCAAGUUCUCUGGCAAGGCUACUCCUAAUGAGGCAGACGCCUGGAUGCGGGAGUACGAGAAGAUUUGCAGGGGGAUGCAGCGGCUGAUGCAGACCCGAGGUGAGGAGAUGACAUGGGCUACCUUCAGGACGAAGUUCUUGGAGAAAUAUUUCCCGGACAGUGCGAGGCAUGAACGAGAGGUAGAAUUCCCAACGCUGCAGCAGGGAACCAUUACCGUGGAGGCUUAUAUUGAGAGGUUUGAGUACCUUGCACGUUUUUACUAUCUAGAGGUCAUUGAGGAGUGGAAGUGUAGGAAGAUCGAGGGUGGACUAAAACACGAGCUGCGCAGAUUUUUGGUACCCCUCAUGAUCAGAGAAUUCCCAAUUUUGGUCGAGCAGGCCAAAACAGUUGAGCAGCUUGAGAUGGGGCCCAGCCGAGCAGCACGAUCACAGAAGACUGCUCCACAUGUCAGAUCACAGAAGAAACCAUAUAGCAGGCCACCGACUACCUCUAGGAGGCUACAAUGCUAUAACUGUGGCGGGGAACACUUGAGGAGAGAUUGUACUAGACCUGCUAGCAGUAUAGGUGGAGGCAGUAGCACUGGAGCCACCCAUUCAUUCGUAUUUAAUGAAUGUGUGAGGAGGCUCGGGCUUGCGAUGCGAGAGCUAGGCUGCGAACUGAUAGUUGCGACGCCAGCAUCUAGUGAGGUAUCCAACACUUCUGUAUGUGUGGGGUGCCCUAUGGAGGUGGCAGGCCGCAGGUUUAAGCUGAAUCUUAUUUGUCUGCCGAUGGAGGGUUUGGACGUGAUUCUGGGCAUGGACUGGCUAUCGAGCAACCAUGUUGUCAUUGAUUGCGGACGGCGCAAGAUAGUGUUUCCAGAUACAGUCAGGUUGGAACUUAUCUCGUCUAAUCAGGCUGUGAAGGAGAUUGAGGCUGGAGCUACAUGUUUUAUGAUAGUGGCUCAUGCAGAGAAGAGUAGUACUGUAGAAAAGAUCAGCAGAAUUCCUGUAGUGGAUGAGUAUGCAGAUGUUUUUCCGGAUGAAAUUCCAGAGUUGCCUCCUAGUAGGGAUGUGGAUUUCUCCAUUGACCUCAUCCCUGGCGCUGAGCCAGUUUCUAUGGCACCGUACAGGAUGGCGCCAGCUGAGUUAGCUGAAUUAAAGAAACAUAUUGAGGAUCUACUUGAGAAGAAGUUCAUCCGACCGAGUGCAUCACCGUGGGGAGCACCAGUUUUGUUAGUGAAAAAGAAGGAUGGUAGCUCCAGGUUAUGUGUUGAUUACCGGCAGCUGAACAAGUUAACGAUAAAGAAUAAGUACCCGUUGCCGAGGAUUGAUGACCUGGUUGAUCAGUUGAGGGGAGCUACGGUAUUCUCGAAAAUAGACUUGAGAUCUGGAUACCAUCAAAUCCUAGUCAUGUCGGAGGAUGUCCAGAAGACCACUUUUAGGUCGCGAUAUGGUCACUAUGAGUAUGUGGUGAUGCCAUUUGGGGUGACCAAUGCGCCGGUCAUAUUCACGGACUAUAUGAAUAGGAUUUUCUGGCCAUAUCUGGAUCAGUUUGUGGUAGUGUUUAUCGACGAUAUUCUGAUUUAUUCUGAGAGCAAAGAAGAACACGCAGAGCAUCUGAGGGUGUUGUUGGGGAUUCUCAGAGAACAUCAGUUGUAUGGGAAGCUAUCGAAAUGUGAGUUCUGGUUGGAGGAGGUACAAUUCUUGGGCCAUGUGAUCUCAGCCCAAGGAAUAGCAAUCGAUCCGGCAAAGAUCGAGACAGUGGUGAAGUGGGAGGGGCCACAGAUAGUUACAAAGGUGCGGAGUUUCCUGGGUUUGGUAGGGUAUUAUCGACGAUUCGUGGAGGGUUUCUCCAAGAUGGAUAAACGGCCUGUGGCGUAUGCAUCGAGACAGUUGAAAGUGCAUGAGAAAAAUUACCCGACACACGUCUUGGAGUUAGCGACAGUGGUGUUUGCCCUUAAGACAUGGAGGCAUUAUUUGUAUGGGGCGCAAUUUCAGCUACGAGACAUGAAUCUAGGGUUGGAUAUGGGGGCAGGAGAGAUACGGUACAAUAUGCUCAGGAUCACGAAUGAGUUCCUAGAUGAAGUUCAAGUGGAACAAGGUAAGGAUCAGGAGCUGCAUCAGAUCAUUAGUGAGUUAGGCACUAAGAAGAGGAAGGAUUUUCGGAUGGGCAGAGACGGUAUCCUACGGUUCAGAGAGAGUGUGUGUUUCCAGCAGUAG